Molecule: messenger RNA, 7842 nt
Organism: Porites lobata
Lineage: Eukaryota; Metazoa; Cnidaria; Anthozoa; Scleractinia; Poritidae
Source: the annotation of a GenBank genome assembly
AGUCGUCCUUCCGAAACCAUCUUGUUCUUCAAAAAGAAUAUCUUUCUUUCAGGACUUUAUUUCUAGGAAAUGACUUUAUUUCAUUUUGGAAACUGCGUAGCCUUAGCAUACUUUCCUUACUUCAUUGUUUACAAAUGUUCUGGACUGUAAGUUUGCAGGAAUUUCAGUAUGAUAUUAUGUUCAAGAAGAAUGGGCGGUUGCGUGAGAGUCGCGUGUUCCUCGAUCGAUGUUUGAUAAAGCAAUGAAUUUUGUCUUUCUUUUUCUGGAUCGUAGCUCUGAGUACAGUGCCUUUUGGAGAUGUGUGAAGGCAGGAGCCGCUUACUUGGUUACUCAACUUUGUAAGGUAAAAAGAAAGGCCAAACUAUUUCACACUUCAUUUUAAGGUGGCUCGACCCAGUAUUUUUAGCGACACCUUCCAUGUUUGAAUCUCUUAUACUUAAACAAAUUGAUCUUUACUGUAAAACCCAUUACAACACAUGUAUUACACAUAGAUUAAACUUUAUUAUGAUAUUAUUUUUUGGGCGAUCGGAAUAAAUAUCACGUAAGUAUAAGAGAUUCAAAUAUGGAAGGUGUCGCGAGCCACCUUAAUUUGACCCUAUAAACUCUGCUGAAACUACAGAAGACAACAAUUUAUAAUUUUAUGGCAAAUUUAACUAUGAAAAAAAUUUACAGUAUUUUCUAUUUUUCAAAAAGGAGAGCAGUGAAACAAUAACGGACCCUUCCAGAUUUUUUUUUUCAACUUUUCAUAUUGAUUAGAUACAAGUGUAGAGAAACUUGCAAGUUUGUGCCCCCAGUGUACAAAGUAAUGUCUUUAAAAUAAUUUAUCAUUAAUUUUUAUGACUUGUUACAGCCAAAUCUUGGCACAUUUCUGACAGAGAAAUGUUAAGUGAGAAACAAUUAUUUUUAGACAAUUUUUCCAGAAAAUUACCAAUGUACUGUAUGUUUCCUGACUGCUCCUUUUCCUAAAGUUCAGUGUGACUAUGUACCUGUUGUGGUUCAUUUUUCAUCCUUGGUUUAAAUUUUAUUUCCCCUUCUUUUUAAACUCAUUGUCAUAUGUCAUUGCCAUAUGUACCUCAAAACAAAGGGAAAUAAAAUUUAAACCAAGAAUAAAAUUAAACCACAAGAUAUCCAUGUAUUUCGUAGGCAGCAAAAAAAAAUUGAAGAGCGCCCAUUAUGAAAUCCAGGAUAUCCAGCCUGUAUUUUUUUAUGUUACCUUGAAUCUCCAUAAGACAGAAACCUCUCUAAGACAGACAGUAGGGGCCAGUCCUGAAGGUGUCUGUCUUAUUGAGCUAGUUGACUGUAUUGAAAGUGGCAAGGUAUUCUUUAGUUAUUACAAUGUAUUUUGGAUGAACAAGAGGUGUGUGACAGCUUUAAAUGUUUCUUUUUUUCAGAUGUUGGUUCUUGCAACAUUUUUUCCCACAUCAGAUGUAUCUCCAGGAUACAUGGACUUCAUGGGGGUAUGUUGUUUCCCUUUUGGAAGAAUGUACAAGUAGUCUUUCAAUAAAUUUAAGCCAUUGCAUACAAUUUGAUUUUAAUUAAUUAAAACCACGGCAUCAUGACUACAGUCCAACCCAGCUUUGGGGACACCAGCUUAAUAUGGGCACCUCAUGUUUAUGGACAGUUUGCUUCGUCUCUGGGAAAAAAAAGGCCUUUACAUUUUUUCUUUAAAUUCAACCCGCUUAAUACGGACACCCCAUGAAUAUAGACACUUUCUAUGGCCCCCUCAGUGUCUGUAUUAACAAGGUUUGACUGUACCUUGUUGUUGUAUCUACAGUUGAACCCCGCUAUUUCGAAGUCCCAAGGAAAAUGGAAAAAAGUUCGAAAUAGCGGGGUUUCAAAAUAACCGGAGAAGCGUAAAAUUGGUAACAAUGAAUCUUUUUUUAAUACAGUACUGUAAUACAGUACUGUAUGAAGAAAGACACUGAUUAAAUAAAAAUACGGUAAUUAUAUGUCGGAUAAAUCAGCGGAUGCUGUUGCAUUGAAAAAUCUUUGAAUGUUCUGUUCGAGCUUAAAUAAAAUGCAAUACGUUUCCAGCUGUGCUCUUAUGUACGUACUCCGUUUUUGACAAGUUUGAAAUAACUGGGUUGAUUUAAGGUGUAGGGAAAGAACGAUGAGUUCGAAAUAGCAGGGAAUUCGAAAUAACCGAGUUCAAAAUAACUGAUAGUAAAUGACUGAAAACAUAAGGGUAAAUGCAAGGGAAUUCGAUCUUCCUUCAAAAUAGUCAAAAUAGCGGGGACUUCGAAUUAACCAAGUUCUAAACAGCGGGGUUCGACUGUAUUUAGAACCAUUUUUUACAGCCUAUGGGUGACCUAAAUGGUCAUAGUUUAACCCCUCACAUCUGCUAUCAUUAAAUUUAUUUUCCUACAUUCGAAACUUUGCUUAGGAUUGCUGUAGAAAAGUUAUUAAACUCACUAAUAGUUUUUCUUAUUUAUCGUUUUAGGAGUUUCUACGAUCCACAGUAGACAUAGCAGAUCUUGUUGGUCUUCAUCUGGUGAUGACCAGAAUUGCUGGAAAGGGUGAACUGAAAGUGUUGGUGGCAGGAGUAGGUAUGAUCAGGGUUCUUAAUAAGAGCCAACGGCCAGCAAAAUUCACCAGCUUUUUCACGUGAACUCGCUGCCUACUUUUCUUUGAAAAUUACCCCCCACCCCCGCCCAAAGCCAAAAAUUAAUGAUGUCUGUGUUCUGUUCAAACACUCUAAUUUUCGCUCGAGAAUGCUGGAAAUGCACACUAAGAGGCCCAGAUCUCAAAAUUUUUCCAAAGGGCAUGCUCCUGGACCCCCUAGUAACUUGCGCUUUCAGCGCUUGCAAGUCGCUUCUGUGGCGUUAAUUUUCCCUUCCACGCCUACUUUAGAGCUUUUAUUCCUAAUUAUUAUGUGUCUGAAUCAUGAGUGGGCAAGAUAAAUGGAAUCCUGCAUUCUGAUUGGCUACCAGUGUGGGCGAGAUGGGGCCUUUCUUGCCCUUUCAUGAUUUCCAUUGGUCCCACAAGGAAAACGUUGUCUUUUUGGCCUUACAAUAAAUCCUUUAUUUACCAAGUGAGUUCGGUCAUGAUGGCUGAAUGAUAAAUAUCCUCGUUCUUUUUUGUGAUACAAUCGCAAAAAAAGAACUUGGCCAAUAUCCAGCCAUCUUGACCUCACACUUGGUCAAUAACGCAUAUUUACUAGCCUGAAUUUCAUCUGAUUGCUUCGAGUCAUUUUCUGCUCUCAACAACAUCUGAAUCGACCGGCUGUUAAUGCCGCCCAGUGACAUCAUCACUACCCGAAAACCGGGUAGUGAUUUUGAUUGGUUGAUUGUCUAAACAUUUGCAUAAUUAUGCAUAAUUAUGAGAAAUUUUAGUGGGAUUGUCACUUGAUAUUCAGGGGAUCAUAUCCCUGGUAUGCUUGCGAGGAGUUCAAACAUUUCAAUAAUCUUUAUCUUGAACAGCAAAAUUGCCCUCGUCUUCAAAACUGAAAUGCUAAAUUGAACUGCGAAUGAAGAAUCAUUACAGAGAGUCUGUAGGUUAUUCAUUUAGAGCUGCUUUGUGGUUUUGGCAUUGAUUUUGUUUAUGCGAAGUUUCUGAGACCAAUGUUGUAAUUCGACCUCCUAGAGCUGUUUUCACCAUCAAGUGUAAUGAAUCUGCUAGCUCUUCUUUCUUGUUCCCUUGUAUUUUCUUUGUUACUAGUAAGGACCAAAUAGCUUCUUUUCAAUUAAAACAAAUCAUUGUGUUUUUAAACCAAGUGUUCCGUGUGUGUACUUAUUUCAUUGCGUGAUUGCAACCGAGUUUGAUUAUGGAAUUACAACCGGUUCAGAGUACUGCAUGCAGUUGAUAGUGUGAAUGUUAAACAUGUUAAACAACUUUUUUCGAUCGUAAUUAUUAGGAUCGAAAAAAGUAAAGCCAUUCUGUAUCAUUCAGACAUUUCCAAACGAUAUUUCUUGGUUUGACACUUGAAAAUCGUGUUUAACUUUGUGCAUGAAUUAAAGCAAAGGAGUAGUGACGUCACUGGACGGCAUUAACAGCCAGUCGAUUCAGAUGUUACCGAGGGAGUAAAAACGAUUCGAAGUAAUCGGAUGAAAUUCAGGCUACAUAUUUACAUGUUUCAUAUUUUCAUCAAAAAUUGGGUGUUUAUAUAUUUUCAGUCAAAACUGGCAGGCUUGACCAGUCCAGUUGUGAAAAGAAUUUCAUUAUUAGUCAGGACUAUCCAGCCUAAAGCUAUUCUUCUAAAAUAAUUUAAGGAUGCCCAGUGCUCUGAAAGUGUGAAAUCCAUGGUGCUCAGCAGAAAAUGUCUAAGGAAAACAACGACAACAACAAAAACAACAAAAACUAAGAUUUCCUUGUCACCCAAGAGCAAAGGUAAUUUGCCAAAAUGUCGGUCAUUGGGCACUGUUAGAGUGCGGCCCUGAUCUAGGCAGAUCAGUCUAUUCCUAAAUUAAGUAUAGCAAUGAGGGUUGGAUUUUAGCCUGGCAAAACUCGUUAAAAAAAGCCUAUUAUUUUGCUUUUCAAAAUGAAUAGUCCAGCUGACUUUUGGUGAAUGGUCCUCACAGUUCUUUUGGUACAUAAGACAUUUUCUUUUUAUUUACUAGAGGUGAGGUAAAGUCUGGUUUAUUUUUAUUCUAAUCCUGUUUAGGCUGGGCCACAGCAGAGGUGGUCAUGACACGCCUUGUUCCCCUGUGGGUUGGUGCCAGAGGAGUAGAGUUUGACUGGAAGUACAUACAAAUGAGUUUUGAUGCAAAUGUCAGUCUUGUAAGUAAUCAAUUUGCAUCAGCCCAAUAAUUUUAUCUGUGGUUUAAAUUUUAUUUCUCUUUGUUUUGGGGUAUUUUAAUGUAUGAUAAUGAGUUAAAAACAAAAGGAAAGAAAUUAUUUAAACCAAAUUCAACCACAACUUCUAAUUAUUUUUCUAUUAUUUUUCAAUAAUUAAAAGAAAUAAUAACGUAGUCUACAGCAUGCUUUGUUCUAAUAAUUUGCAUCAACUAAUCUUUUUAGUUAAGAAGAAUACUUUCUUCAGUAUCAGUCAUCAAUGAUUACUAGUACACAAUGUACUGUUCUAGGAAGCUGGGCAUACAUUUGACUGAGUGUGGUAACAGCUUUCCUGGCUGAAAUAUGGCCCUUACUCUAAAGGAAAGAGUCUUUGGGAGCCAAUGGCCACAAACAUCCAGAUCUCUUCUGCCCUCAAAUACCACCAGAAAACUGAGAUAAGAAAGUGCUCUACACAAAUCAACAAAAUCCAUAAGAAAUCUUUUAUACAUCACUGUGAUUUUUUACAAGCCUUAGGAUAAUGUGGAAAAAAUAACAAAUUAAUGAAAGAUUUUUAUAUUUUUGUUCUUUGAAACAUCAAUUGAUGUGGAGCCUCUGAAAUAGUUUAUUGUAAUGUUGUUGCAAAAAAUAGAUCUAACUACACUGUAACAGUGUCCUCUUCCAAAUCUAGAAAAAUCACAUACCCGUUAUUUGCUGCUUUUUACCCUUUUGCGGCGUUACACUCUAUGACUGUGAUCUCAUGGAAAUAUCAGAUAAUUCAGUACUAACGAUUUUUUGCACUCUACCAAGAUCUCUUUGGAAUUCAUUUGAUGCAAUAGGGUAGUCAUAAAAUACAAUACUAUCUUUAAUUAAUGGUCACCCUGUUCUGCUAUAGAGUAAAAUUGAUGGCUCUGUGAAUUUUUACAUAGGUACAGCACAUCUCAACAGCAGCUUUAGUUUGGCUUUGGAGCAGGACUGAUCUUCAGAAGUCCUUUCUUCCACUAGUAAUGGUUUUCAUGACAUUAGCAUGUUACAGGCCCCUUCUUAUUGAGUAAGUACUGUUAGUAUUCAGUUAGUGAUAAAAAUAAUGCUAAAAAAUUAUUCAUUUUUUUGCAAAGUACAUGUAGCUUUAAAACAGGUAGAAACUUGUGAAGGGACUGCUGAUGAGGUUUCCACUUCACAUUUUGUUGGCAGUCAAUUUUAAUGUCUGAGUGGAUAACUCCCACCAAAGGGAGUAAAUGCAUGGAAUCUCGAGUUAUGGAGAUGCAUUUGUGCAAACAUAUUGAACAUAUUUUCAGCUAAGGUACUUAAGUUUAAGAGUGAUCUCAAUUGAAAAUGAACUAAGCCAUGGCUCUGAAUUUUUACAGAAUUUUAUAAAACGGGGGGAAAGUUUGUGGCCCCAAUAUAUCUAAUUGCAUUUUGCUAACAGUGUUUAUCUUCGUUUAAUUUUUAUUGCGACACAUGAUUUUUAAACUUGGAAUCUUUAGUGAAUUAAUUUAAUGUGCUCUAUUCAGCAUUAUUGUAACUGGUCCUUGUAAAAACUCAAAGAAAAGUAUGAAAGGAUCUUUGGCAAGAGGAUGCUAUUAUUCUUUGAGAGAGAUCCAUGACUGUAUGUUAGCCCAAGAGAGAUUCAAAGUUGUAAUUUAUUAUUUUGAAAAUCGUGAAUGUUAUUUCAGUGGCUCAAGUGUUAAUUUGUAAUUUUGUUUUUGUAGAGUCUUAAGUCAUGUCUUUGGAAUUCACUCCUGGAGCUUGCUGUUGUUAAAGGCAACCUUCACAUCCUGCAUUGGAAUUGUAGCUCUUCAGUUGUACCUGACACUAACUAAUGGCAAACAAAACAGAACAUAAAUGCUGCUCCUCCUCUGUAUUAUUUAUUGACCCUUGCUUGAUACUUAUCAAAAAAAUGUGUCAAACCAUUACUAUAAAGCAGUGGAAGAGAUUAAAAAGCUUGACUUUCUUCAAUAGACCUCUUUAGCAUGUAUGCUUUAGUUUCCCAAUGUAGGUCAUGUGAUAGUACUCUGGGUAACUGCUUCAUUCAAAUAAUUCAUUGUAUCCCCGUUGCAUGCAUAAACAUAAUCAGUUUUAUGAAAAGGCAAAGGAGCAAUUUUCUCUGAGACCUCCACUGAAAUGAGAAAAAACACAUACAAGCUACAUGUAAUGAGGUCUAUUCCAGCUCUAAGAAAUGACUUUUAACACUUGUAUCAGUCAUUUUGUUUAAGUCAAGUCUUUUUUGCCAUCCCUUUCUGUGAACAACAACCUCACAUAGGCGACAAUAAAUACUUAAUAAUUAUCCUCCCCCCUUAUGGGGCUUUUCAGGGCCAAUGAACCAGUAAUUCAAAUGGAACAGUUGGUUUUACAAACUGAUGGAAAAAUGUAAUGGCCUGACAGUAGGUAGCCUGCAUGCAGACGAUAACUAGGAUAACCAUUAACAUUCAAGUCAGAAUUGUAUUGACUUAAGCUAUAGAUGGCAGUACUGAAAUUCUAUUGGAAGGAUGGAAGUUAGAACCAACAUGUACACCGGGUUCACAGGUGCCUAGAAAGUCCUUGAAUGUCCUUAAUUAAACUUUGAAAUAAAAAUUCACGACCUAAAAAGUAUCUGGAAGGUUUUCAGUUGCUUCUAGUAAGUCCAAGAAAUUUGAGGCUUACUCUGGGAGCCUGAAGCAUAUGUAGUGAUAGCUCAAUUUCAACUCUGAUGGCGCUUAGCAUAUCUAAGGGGGUGCAGGCAUGUUCCACUGGAAAGUUUUAAUCUGUUGAAAUCACUGGAAACACAUUUAGUUCUAUCAGUAUUAUUCAUCCUGAGAAAAUUUUGUCAAAUUGUUAUUACGGUACCAUUGUUUUCUUUUAGUUUCCUGCACAACAAUGUGAACAUUAAUUUACAGUGCAACGAAGAAAAGAAAAGUAUUGUGUUUGCUUUUAACAGAAAGAUUGGAAAUACUGGGGUACUUUUGUAAAUGCAAAAAAAAACAAACAUUCCCGGCGAAAUUUUUGUUGGGGUUAUAGAGCACCCAGCUCCAUAGCUCCUCUGUUCCUAUCACAGAGCUGUUACUUCACACAACCCAGAAUCUCAAGUGGCUGUAGAAUACAGUGCAAUAAAUUAAUGUUACUGGCAAAAUAGCAGCAACACAAAUGGUAAAAGAG